Messenger RNA from Mucor velutinosus, 1308 nucleotides. RefSeq lists its product as uncharacterized. The record is from RefSeq and is a predicted model, not a curated record. Gene Ontology annotation, molecular function: DNA-binding transcription factor activity, RNA polymerase II-specific; zinc ion binding; RNA polymerase II cis-regulatory region sequence-specific DNA binding. The coding region runs from base 1 to 1308 and encodes 435 amino acids. Lineage: Eukaryota; Fungi; Mucoromycota; Mucoromycetes; Mucorales; Mucoraceae. The transcript has a single exon. Gene Ontology annotation, biological process: negative regulation of transcription by RNA polymerase II; positive regulation of transcription by RNA polymerase II.
AUGAAUUACAACAAUUAUCAACAAUCCCAACAAGCGCUUCAGGAUCCUCUGCUUUUCCAGCAGUUGCAUUCUCAUCAACAACAACAGCAGAUUCAGCCUUUUUCUGAAGACACUGCUCUUUUCACUGAUUUAUUCAAGGACCCUUCUUUGGACCAAUUGCUUACUUCAGUGUACAACUCUCCUAUUUCAUCUCCUGGCUCAUCUGCUUCUGAGACAUUGGACAGCCCUCCAACUGCUUUGCUUCAAGAUGGUUUCCUGGAUGAUCUCUUAAAUUCUCCUACCACAAUGCCUGCCAUGGACAUGUGCCAAUUUGAUAACUUUGUUCAGUUGGACCAACAACAACACAUUGCUGCUUCUGAUGAUGCUAGUCCCAAGGAACAACAGGAACAACAGGAACAACAACAAUGCUUGAAGUCCCGUCCAUCCAAGAAGAAUCAUCUCCAAGGUCAAUCUACCAUGUCCAUCAAGAUUACCACUCAAAAGUCAACACGUCCUGCACGCAAGUUGGAAUGCUUCAACUGCAAGGUCACUAAGACUCCUCUUUGGCGUAGAACCCCUGAUAGACAGCAUUCUCUCUGCAAUGCAUGUGGUUUAUAUUACAAGCAAUAUAACUGUCAUCGUCCUCUUCACGUCAGAAACAAGACGCAUACCAUCCGUGCUCAUCCUUAUGCUUGUGAACGUGUGCUGCCCAUGACAAUCAACAACACCAAGGCCGAGUCUGUAAGUAGCACUGCUACCUCAAGUCCUGCUGUCUCCAAUGCCACCAUCUUGCCUCCCUCACCACCUACUGAACAAGCCUCUGAGCCUACUGUGUUGGAAUCUGGACAAGAAUGUGCUAAUUGUCAUCAAACACAAACACCUCUCUGGCGCAAGAAUGAACGUGGCGAGCCUGUCUGCAACGCGUGUGGUCUAUAUGCCAAGCUUCAUCAUCGUGAUCGUCCCGCUGAAAUGCGCAAGACUACCAUUCAAAGACGUCGUCGUGAUUGGAAUGCCGAGGAAGAAGAAUCUGAAGAGGAAGAACAGCAACAACAGCAAGAGCAAGUGGAUCAAGAUAUUAUCAUGAUAAGCCCUGUGUCACCUGCUGUGGAAGCCACUGCUUCUACCGCUGCUGCUACUACUACAGAAACAACGCCUUGCACACCUGCUUUGUCACCUUCUGCUACUCCAUUGGCUGGCCUCGAAGCUGAAGACACUCGUUUUGUAUCCCUGUUGCUUCAGAUGGAUCGUGAUCAAAUGCAUGGCUUCUUGGGCAUGCUUGAACGUCGAUGUGAUUUCCUCAAGACCAUUCUUAGUGCACCUACUGAUUAA